Anguilla rostrata (American eel) is the source of this 1589-nucleotide messenger RNA. RefSeq names its product hspb associated protein 1 (gene hspbap1). NCBI's taxonomy places the organism in Eukaryota, Metazoa, Chordata, Actinopteri, Anguilliformes, Anguillidae. Gene Ontology annotation, molecular function: 2-oxoglutarate-dependent dioxygenase activity. The record is from RefSeq and is a predicted model, not a curated record. The transcript has 8 exons. The coding region runs from base 139 to 1512 and encodes 457 amino acids.
GUGAGAUAACUUGAAUUCCAUCGGAAAAAUAAUCACCACAAUAGAUUUUACGUAUGUUUUUCAAAAAUUGAGUGGGUAUGACGUAUAUUAUUUGCGACUCUUUGAGGUACGGACUUGCAUGUUUCAGGAACAGUAGACAUGUCAGUGAAGCCCUUUACCCCAGAGGAGGCACGGGAGAUUUUGGAAUCUCUACAGCAGCCUGUGGUCUUCUUCGGCAUGGCUUCUGAUUGGCCAGCACUAGACUGGAACGUAGAGCAGUUGUCACAAAUCCUGGACCGGAAGGCGGUCCGAUUUCGCAUCGCACAAAGACGAGAGGGAAAAACUCCUUUGUUUGAGACCCAGUGCUCCUACAGAGAGGCCACAGUGAGGGAGUUUCUGUGCUGGGCCACAGGCCAGAGCGAGGCUGGCUCUGGGCCCUUCUGUGAGCUCCCCCUCUCUGACCACUGGGCCUACGCUGACUACAAGUACCUGGCCCUGCUGUUCGAGGACAAGCCCUCCAUGUUUGAGGGCGUGGCAUGGUCGGACUUCGGGUACCCGGGUCGAAACGGGCGGGAGAGCACCCUCUGGAUCGGCACGGCUGGUGCCAACACCCCGUGCCACCUGGACUCGUACGGGUGCAACCUGGUCCUACAGGUACAAGGGAGGAAAAGAUGGCACCUGUUUCCCCCCGAGGACACGGGCUGCCUGUACCCCACCAGGGUCCCGUACGAGGAGUCCAGCGUGUUCAGCCGGGUCAGCGUGACGCGCCCGGACCUCCAGCGCUUCCCCGCCUUCUCCGGAGCCAGAGCCCACACAGUCACGCUGGAGCCCGGACAGGUGCUCUUCGUCCCCCGGCACUGGUGGCAUUACGUGGAGUCGCUCGACCCGCUGACCGUCAGCGUCAACUCCUGGAUGGAGCUGGAAGUGGACGACGAAGCGCGGGUUGCGGAGGCUGUCACCAGGACCGUCGUCUGCGCCCUGAAGACCACGCCCGGCGCUGACAACGGCGACGCCUGGCUCAACCCCACAGAGGGCGUGGUCACGUCACAUGACGAGAACCUGCAGUACCUGAACCUGGCCGUGCGGGCGUGUGCCGAGAAGCAGGGGGGUACCCCGCACGAAUCCCCACCGCCUCCGCCGCCGCCGCCCGCCACAGCCAACGCCCGGGCGGGGAAGCGGGACGUCAAGGGGCAGCCCAAACGCGGAACGGGCCCCCACCCCGCCCUCAGCGCCCCCUUCGGGCCCCACCUCGUCCCCGUGCCCCCCAGCGCCCAGCGGUUCGAGGAACGAGGGGACCCCCACCCCGAACCAUACCCUUGCACGGACUCCGCCCCUGAGCCCCCCCGCAGCUGUGACCGAAAGGCUGCGGACUCGCCAAGGGGUGGGGCAUCCCAGGAGAUGUGCCCGAGGGGCGGGGAGCACAGACCCAUCUCCACCAAUGACCUGCUGGAGUGCCUGGUUCAUCCAGAGGUCGUCGCCAUGGUGACCAAGCUCCUCUUGAGCAGGCAGAGCACGCAUCGCGGUUUUGUGUGAACGUUGGACCUCAAACGCACGUUUGAAUCCGCUCCAAAAUGUCAGAAACUUUUGUUUAAUAAACAAGUGAAAAAUCA